Molecule: messenger RNA, 930 nt
Organism: Helianthus annuus (common sunflower)
Lineage: Eukaryota; Viridiplantae; Streptophyta; Magnoliopsida; Asterales; Asteraceae
Product: shikimate kinase, chloroplastic
Exons: 9
Coding region: 1-714 (237 amino acids)
Cellular component (GO): chloroplast
Molecular function (GO): shikimate kinase activity
Source: RefSeq, a predicted model, not a curated record
AUGAAUAUGUUUGAUGAACUUGAUUCAUCCCUUGAAUCUGAAUGUUUAACUACUAAGGAUGAUCUGGCACUAAAGAAAAAGUCACAGGAAACUGGACCACAUCUAGAUGGAAGAUGUAUAUAUCUUGUUGGAAUGAUGGGCUCUGGGAAAACAACAAUUGGCCAAAUUUUAUCUCAGUUACUGCAUGGUUAUUCUUUCUUUGACAGUGACAAAUUAGUAGAGGAGGCUGCUGGUGGGGCUACAGUUGCUGACAUAUUCAAGCUGCAUGGUGAGAGCUUCUUCCGAGAAAUGGAGACUGAGGUGUUGAGGAAGCUGUCACGAACGUAUCGACUUGUUAUAUCGACGGGUGGUGGAGCUGUUGUUGAGCCUAUCAACUGGAAAUACAUGCACAAGGGUAUUAUUGUUUUUAUAGACGUACCGUUGGAAGUAUUGGCACGAAGAAUAACUAGUGUAGGAACUACAUCUCGUCCACUUCUGCAUCAUGGAUCUAGUGAUUCUUAUGUAAAGACUUUAAGGCAACUAUCUAUGCUAUGGAAGGAAAGGAGUGAAGCCUACAACAAUGCUCAUGUGAGAGUUUCCUUGGAAAAUAUGGCAGCCAAGUUGGGACAGGAAGAUGCAUGUCAUAUUACUCCAACUCAAAUUGCUAUAGAGGCACUCGUGCAAUGCAAGAGCUAUUUGAAGAAAGAGUGCAACAUUAAUGUUCAUCUACUUUGAUUGUUUAAUAACCCACACCGGAAAUAUGAGAUGUUCCUCUUUGUUUUGUGGCUAGAUGUGAUAUGGAGAUUUAAUUCUAGAGUUACUUAAUAUAUCAAACUCCUUUUUAGUGUGUGAGGUAGAAGAUUAUUGUAUGUUGACAAGUUAAGUGAUCUAAACAUGCAAAAACGGUUAACAUAUUUAUUUAAGCAAAUAGAAACUUUAAGGACUUAUUAA